Molecule: messenger RNA, 351 nt
Organism: Durusdinium trenchii
Lineage: Eukaryota; Dinophyceae; Suessiales; Symbiodiniaceae
Source: the annotation of a GenBank genome assembly
AUGGCGGGCGAAAAUCCGGCCCAGUCCAUUGCAAUGGUAGGCGCUGCAGGAAAGCUCUUUGGUGUCCAUUUGAACGAUGGCCACAGCCGCUUGGGUGCAGAGGAUGGUUUGGUCUUUGGGUCGGUGCAUCCGACCAUGGCGCUGGAGCUGGUCGUGUGGCUGAAGCGUGUGGAGUACCAAGGGGCCAUCUACUUCGAUACCUUCCCUCACAAUGAGGAUCCGGUGCGGGAGGCUGAGCUGAACAUCCGCCGCUUCGAGCGCUUGGAGCGGCGGGCGCAGCAGCUGGAGUCGCAGUUGAAGCCGCUGCAAGCGAGACACGAUGCCAUGGGUGUCUUAGAGCUCUUGGAGUAA